AUGCAGUCAGACGAUCGAUCUAUGCAUACGUUCGUUGGAAGAAUCAGCAACGGCACCACCGAUAUUGGUUUUGGCCCCGAGUUGCCAGAGGAUGCUUAUGGCCCAGAGGCCGCAAAUGGUGGUUAUGGCCCUGAGCGCAUUGCAUACGCUGCAUUCCAUGACGCAGCUAGCACCUUCGCUGGCGCCGAAGCAUUCAUGCACAACAUCGUAGAAGCGAUGACCGUGUACAUGCGCCUGCAUGACAAGGCGAACUUCAGCACACCAGUCAAGGGGAGAGUCUUGAACGAAACGACAUGCGUGCACAUCGCGUGGCCCUGGGUGACGUACUCGACGAUCAUCGUGGUUUUGCUGAUCUUCUUCUUCUUCUUCGGUGCCAUGAUCUGGCAAGGUCGGGCAGCACAGGCAGCCUUGCGAAAAGAGUGGGGUUCGGACAACAACUGCACGUUUGACUUCAAAUCCUCUUGGGUUUCUUUUCCACGGUUUGGAUCGAGACUCUCGAGCAACAUUCAGUCGGUGUAG
Molecule: messenger RNA, 519 nt
Organism: Macroventuria anomochaeta
Lineage: Eukaryota; Fungi; Ascomycota; Dothideomycetes; Pleosporales; Didymellaceae
Exons: 1
Coding region: 1-519 (172 amino acids)
Source: RefSeq, a predicted model, not a curated record